Messenger RNA from Pediculus humanus corporis (human body louse), 2103 nucleotides. RefSeq lists its product as uncharacterized. NCBI's taxonomy places the organism in Eukaryota, Metazoa, Arthropoda, Insecta, Psocodea, Pediculidae. Gene Ontology annotation, molecular function: RNA binding. The record is from RefSeq and is a predicted model, not a curated record. Gene Ontology annotation, biological process: RNA processing; mRNA 5'-splice site recognition. The transcript is spliced from 8 exons. The coding region runs from base 1 to 2103 and encodes 700 amino acids.
AUGGCAUCUCGUUUAAAAGACGAUGUAACCAUAAACAAAAAUAAUGAGACUGAUGAUUUGUUAAUAUUCGGUUAUUCUUGUAAACUAUUUAGGGAUGAUGAAAAAGCUUUAUAUAUAGAUCAAGGAAAGCAUUUAAUUCCUUGGAUGGGAGAUGAGUCCCUUAAAAUUGACAGAUAUGAUGCCAGGGGUACUUUGUUUGAUUUAAAACAUGUAGAAGCUCCAAGUGGAGGAUUUGAUAGGUAUUUUGGAUUGACAGACAUAGAAAAGCAAGUUGAGUCUAUGUGUGAUGAAGAGCGAUAUAGAGCAUUAAUAACUAAUGAAGAAGAAGAAACAAUGUAUCAAGAAGAAGAACUUAAAAGACUACAUUAUGCCAUUAGUGAUAAAGGAAAUUCUUAUGGUCAGGUGGAAUACAAAUAUGAAGGAGAAACCAAUACAGAAGAAUACAAUUCUGAAAAAAACAUAGAAAAAGCCGAUAUUGGAGAUGAUGAACCAUUUGUUUCUUCUCCUUUAUUAGAUUUACCAUUAAACAUGGUUUUGCCAGAAACAGUUAAACAUAAUGCCAUUAUUGAAAAAACAGCCAUGUUUAUUAGCAAUCAAGGACCACAGAUGGAAAUAUUAUUAAAAAUGAAACAAGCAGGAAAUCCACAAUUUAAUUUUUUAUCAUUUGAUGAUCCUCUUCAUAGUUAUUACAGACAUUUAUUAAUGGCCAUUAAAGGAGGGCGUUACAAACCAGAUUUAGAAAGCACAAACAAAAAGUCCAAUGUUGAAAGUGAAGAAGAUGAUCACUAUCUUCAUCCUAGUUUAGCCUCUUCAGUUUCUAAAGUGGAAUUGGCCCCUUCGAUACCUAGUAUAAACUACAAACCAUCUGCUCAUUGUGCUUAUUCCAUGUUGGUAAAUAAAAUAAAAGAUAAAACAUUAAAUGAACAAGGAAAUGAAGUAAAUAAAGUGAAAGAAGUAAUUGGAAAUCUUAGGGAUAAUGAAAUAAAUGAAGAAAAUGGAUCUUACAUUGAUAGUUCGAAGAACACAAGUUUAAAUAAGCAUUCGAUAAAUUCUCAAACACCAUCAACUCCUCCGAACGACAUGCAAGUUAUUAUUGAUAAAAUGGCGUCGUACGUAGCUAAAAAUGGAAGAGAUUUUGAAACGGUUGUUCGAAUGAAGAACGAUUCACGUUUUGAAUUUUUAAAUUCCAAUCAUGUAUUUAAUCCGUAUUAUCAAUUCAAAGUUAAGCAAUAUGAAAAUUUAGAAAAAUCUACGAAAUCCGAAACGAAGAUGAAAUUGGAAAAUUGUACGGUAAAAGUGCGGGACGACUCAAAAUCUAAAUUAACGCCAGUUUCUUUUUCUAUAAAAAAACCUAAAGAAUCGGAGCCUGUAAUAGAAAAAAGUGCUUUGCCCGUUGAAGAAAGUUCGGAUGAAGAAGCGAAAAAUGAAUGUAAAGAAAGAGAAUUAUUAGAAGCGAAAGAAAAAGAAAUAAAAGAAGACAUAGUCACUAUCGAUUUGGCUGCACAAGAGGAAAAAGAAGAAAAAAAUAAAAAGAUUUUAGCUACUGAAAGGUUAAAAGAUAAAUUAACUGCAGCAGCUAGAGAAAAAGUAGCUAUGGCAACAAAAGAAAAACAAUUACAAUUAGAUAGAAAAAGGAGAGCUGCUGCUUUUCUCAAAGCUAUCCAUUCCGAACCCGGAACGAAAGGUAAUGUUGUUGUUUUCGGACCACAAUUGCCAGGAAUAAUGGAAGGAACGGAAAGGGAUGAGGAAAGUAGUAGCGACGUCAUCACUAAUAUACCUGAUUUACUCGACGAUGGGAAAAAGGAUAAAUUGAAAUCACCCGAAUGUUUAAAUAAUAAAAGUUUAAAAGUAUCAAACGAUAGACAUCAACGAUCCAGUAGUGGUGUUCGGCAUAAACAUCGAGAAAAAUAUCAAUCGAAAGUUGACAAAUCGGAGAAAAGCAGCGGCGAAGAACACAAAAAUAAAGAUGUUAACGAUAGAAUUAGCGAAUCGUCAAUUAGUACCGAAGAGGAUGAUAGCAGGAAAAGAAUACUUUACCAAGAUAAAAUGAAAAGACUGGAAGAUGACCAUUCAACAUUAGUUUUUCUUUUAGUAUUUAUAUAA